GAACCGCAAGCAGAGGAGGGCCGGCCAUUUAUCAUCUACUGAUGUGUGGUAGCUGGCCACUACUGUUGCUUGGCUCUUGUAUGCUGCUGCUAUUGGACCAGGCAAAGGCAUCUCCAAGUCUCAGAAAUCUUCUUAGAAAUGGAGGUUUUGCCUUGAUCUUUGUUGAUGGUCAUCAGUGGCUUAUCAGUUUAGCUAUCCUCUGUAUUCAGGUGCAGCAGCAUUGUUUCCCCCCUGGUAGUUGUUCGAUAAUCUUCUGUUAUCUAUAUUGUGAUUCUACCUUGCACUUGACCUUGCGAGAUCUUUAAAACUACCGAUGGGCUAGAAGAUUGGUUUGUAAGUAGUAGUUCGGUGUGGAGGCCACUAUGCAAAUUGGAACUGGAAAAAAUAAUUACAGAACAAAAUGCCAGAUGAUCAAGAAUUUAGACCUCAAUACUUGCCGUACCGCUCAAUCUGGAAUAUCCUAGUGUUUUUGGUGGACCUCUGGCGCUGAGUUUGUCUGAUCCAUGGCGGCCAUACUUGAAACUUUGCUUAAAUCAAGUGUCAAUAAGUUGCAAGAUGUAAUUACAGAUGAGGCCAUACUAAUCCUAGGGGUGGAAGAAGAGCUCACAAAACUGCUGCGGCGAGUGGAACUAAUUCAGUGUUGUAUAUACGAUGCUGAGAAAAGGAGGACAAAAGAGCAAGCAGUAAACAAUUGGCUUGGUCAACUGAGAGAUGUUAUAUAUGAUGUUGAUGAAAUCUUGGAUGUGGCUAGAUGUAAAGGAAGCAAGCUACUUGCUGACCACCCUUCACCAUCAUCAGGCAAAUCAGUUGCAUGCAAAGGCCUUUCAGUUUCCUCUUGUUUUUGCAACAUAGUGCCACGCCGUGAUGUUGCUGUUCGGGUUAGAAGCCUCAACAAAAAUAUAGAGAACAUUGCAAAUGACAAGAUAUUUUCAACUUUCAACAGUAGUAUACAACCUACUCGAAAUGGUCCAACAUCCAAACUCAUAAGAAGUUCCAACCUUGUUGAGCCCAACAUUGUGGGGAAGGAGAUUAUACAUUCUACAAGGAAGUUGGUGGACUUAGUGCUUGGACACAAGGAAUACAAAUCUUACAAGCUUGGUAUCGUUGGAACUGGAGGAGUUGGUAAGACAACACUAGCUCAGAAAAUAUACAAUGACCAAAAAAUAAAAGGAAGCUUCGAGAUGCAUGCAUGGAUUUGUGUUUCGCAAGACUACAAUGAAAUAACUUCUCUUAAAGAGCUUCUCCGAAAUAUUGGUGUGCAUCAUGAGCAUGGUGAGACCAUAACAGAGCUGCAGAGGAAGCUCGCAGAAACAAUUGAAGGAAAGAGUUUCUUUCUCAUUCUUGAUGAUGUGUGGCAUUCCAAUGUAUGGACAGAUUUACUAAGGCCUGCAUUUCAUGGAACAACUGCGGGAGUAAUAUUGCUAACCACACGAGAUGAUCAAAUUACAAGGAGAAUAGGUGUAGAGCAUACCCAUCGAGUUGAUCUCAUGUCAAUAGAGGUGGGAUGGGAGCUACUUUGGAAGAGCAUGAACAUUGAGGAAGAGAAAGAAGUGCAGAAUUUAAGAAACAUAGGGAUUGAGAUUGUUCGUAAAUGUGGUCACCUCCCUCUUGCAAUAAAGGUUACCGCUAGUGCUUUGGCAAGUAGAGAUCUGACGGAGAAUGAGUGGAGAAAGUAUUUGAGCAAAUAUGUUGGUUCUGAGAGCAUCCUCUUGGAUGAAAUAGAAGAGGCUUUGUAUCUUAGCUAUGAUGAGUUACCGCAUCGUCUCAAUCAGUGUUUCCUUUAUUGUGCUUUCUAUACUGAAGAUUCUAUUAUUCGGCGUGAUGAAGUUAUCUGGUUAUGGAUUGCUGAAGGCUUCAUUGAGGAGCAGCAAGACCAACUACUAGAAGAUAUAGCAGAAGAGUACUACUACGAGCUAAUCCAUCGGAAUCUCCUCCAGCCAGAUAUUCUAAGUUUUGACCAGUCUCAAUGCAAAAUGCAUGACCUCUUAAGACAGCUUGCUUAUAAUAUAUCAAGAGGAGAAUGUUUUACUGGAGAUAUUGAAUCAUUAAGGUGUGAAAAUAUGUCAAAACUGCGACGUGUCACUGCUAUUAUUCAGAAGGAUAUGUUAGUUUUACCUAGAGUGGAUAAGCUGGAGGUUAAGGUGAGGACUUUCCUAACUGUUAUGGGUCCAUGGAGAAUUGAGGAUACAUUGUUCAAGAGAUUUCUUCUUCUUCGUGUUUUGGUACUGAAAUACUCACUUGUACAAAGUAUCCCAGGCUGUAUAGGAAAAUUGAUACAUCUACGCCUACUUAAUCUGGAUUAUACUGGCAUAUCUUGUCUUCCGGAAUCUAUUGGUUCCCUAAGGAACCUUCAAGUACUGAGCUUGAGGUGGUGUUAUGCGCUGCACAAUCUUCCUUCAGCGAUGACCAUGUUGACCAGCUUAAGAUUUCUUAAUUUUCUUGGCACAAAAAUAAACCAGGUUCCACGAGGGAUAGGGAAACUGAAGCUCCUCACUUAUUUAGGAGAUUAUCCAGUUGGUGAUGGAAGUGAUAAUGAUGUUAUACAAGAUGGAUGGAAGUUGGAAGAGUUGUCUUCUUUGUCGCAGAUGAGGUAUCUUAGUCUUGUUAAAUUGGAAAGAAUGGCUCAUUGCAAUACAGAUGUAGUGCUGACGGACAAAAAACAUCUGAAAACACUAACACUAGGGUGGACUGGACAUGGAGAGGGAUCAUAUUCAGAAGAAGAUGCCAGCAAUGCUGAGAAGGUCUUUGAGCAUCUAAUACCUCCACCUAACCUGGAAGACAUACGUAUUAUUACAUUCUUUGGUCAGCAGUAUCCCACCUGGUUUGGUACCACCUGUUUGUCUUCCUUAAUAUACUUGACACUCGUAGAUGUACGAUCAUGUGUGGAACUUCCACCGAUCGGGCAGCUACCCAACUUGAAAUAUCUGAAAAUAAGCGGAGCAUAUGCAGUUACCAAGGUUGGACCAGAAUUUGUUGGCUGCAAAAAGGGUGAUCUUGUAUGUAAUGAGUUGGUUGCUUUCCCUAAACUUGAACGGCUGAUCUUCACGGAUAUGCCCAACUGGGAGGAGUGGUCUUUUUUUGAGGAAGAAGUUGCUUCUGCUGAUGUAAGAGGAGAGGAUGGAGCUGCUGAGAUUCAGAAAGAGGAUGCCCAAUCUGCAAGGUUGCAACUGCUGCCCCGUUUGGUGGGGUUACAACUUGACAAUUGCCCACAGCUGAGGGCUCUGCCACGACAGCUUGGAGAGGACACUGUCUGCUUGAAGGAGAUCCUUUUAAUGGGAAUAAACAACUUGAAGGCCGUGGAGAACCUCCCAGUGCUCUCUGAGCUCGUUAUUAGGAGAUGUGAAGGCCUCGAGAGAGUCUGCAACCUCCCUCAAGUGACAUACCUGCGUGUACAUGGUUGUCCAAACUUAAGCCGUGUAGAGGGGUUCGGCAGUUUGCAACAGCUGUGGCUGGACGAGGAUAUGCAAGAGGUCUCUUCCCGCUGGGUGCAUGGGCUUCAAGAGCAGCACCGGCGACUUAAUGGUGAAGACCUGGAUGUCUACACGUGGUCUAGUACUUAGAUGGCUCAAGGACUGAUGGCGCGUUCGCUUCGACAAGCAAAACAUCAGACAUACAAAGUUGAGGAAGCCUGCCAAUGUUGAAGAUGCGCAAGUUCCGUGAUGGAUGUGUAACGAGAUGGUGAAGAAAGAAAUUGUCCUGUUUUCCUUUGGACAUGUGCCCAGGAAAUACUGUAUUGUUUAUUUCUGAAUUUGGGCCAGAGGCCUUUGCUGUACUGAAUCUCCUGUCUGUGUGGUAUUGUUUCACUUAUUUAUUCCUAAACUUGAGAGGCUGAAGGCAUCUGCUGCAC
Molecule: messenger RNA, 3847 nt
Organism: Triticum urartu
Lineage: Eukaryota; Viridiplantae; Streptophyta; Magnoliopsida; Poales; Poaceae
Source: RefSeq, a predicted model, not a curated record